AUGGCUGCUUCCGCUUCUCUUUCUCCUCCCAACAAUCCUUUUGGUGUUCACAUCAAGGAUCUUGUUCCUUUAGAUCAAUCUAACUAUAUGAAGUGGAGCCAUCUCUUUGUUGUCGUCCUUGAAAUCUAUGAUUUGCAUCACCAUCUUGAUUAUUCCAUUCCUGUUCCCUCUAGUUCCAUCUCCGAUUCUUCUGAUAAGCCAAUUCCCAACCGUGCCUAUCUCACUUGGCAUCGUCUUGAUCGUUUGAUCCCUACUUGGAUCAACGCUACUAUUAAUACAGGUCUUUUACCACUUCUGUAUGAUGCUUCUUCUGCUGCUGAGGCUUGGUCCACCUUAAAAUCUCACUUUCUUCAACAAACCACUGCUCGUGAAUUGCAGCUUAAACUCCAACUUCAAACUCUCAAAAAGGGUGAUUUGUGCAUUGAUAGUUACAUGACCAAGAUUCAAGAAAUUUGA
Messenger RNA from Oldenlandia corymbosa var. corymbosa, 456 nucleotides. Lineage: Eukaryota; Viridiplantae; Streptophyta; Magnoliopsida; Gentianales; Rubiaceae. The record is from the annotation of a GenBank genome assembly.